Molecule: messenger RNA, 3229 nt
Organism: Serinus canaria (Common canary)
Lineage: Eukaryota; Metazoa; Chordata; Aves; Passeriformes; Fringillidae
Gene: RFLNB
Product: refilin B
Exons: 3
Coding region: 40-684 (214 amino acids)
Biological process (GO): negative regulation of chondrocyte development; negative regulation of bone mineralization involved in bone maturation; actin filament bundle organization
Cellular component (GO): actin filament bundle
Molecular function (GO): filamin binding
Source: RefSeq, a predicted model, not a curated record
GGCAGGGGCCGGGUCGGGGCAGGCGGCGGCGGCUCGGCCAUGGUGGGGCGGCUCAGCCUGCGGGAGGUGCCCGACCUCCCGGACAUGAGGAAGAGGGGCGACUCCGGCCUCGACAGCCCCGACUCCGGGCUGCCCCCCAGCCCCGGCCCGGCCCCGCCGCCCUGGCUGCUCUCCUCGGGCAGUCCCGACCGCGCCGCCGCCAACGGGCUCCUGGAGCCCGAGCCGCCCGCGCCCUCCGCCGCGAGUUCCGUGUUCUCCCCCAGCCCCGUUCUCUCCAGCUGCCCUCCAAGAUUGUGUCCUUUAUCCUUUGGUGAAGGAGUUGAGUUUGACCCUUUACCACCCAAGGAAAUAAGGUACACCUCCUCGGUGAGGUACGACUCGGAGAAGCACUUCAUCGCCGACGUGUACCUGCCCGUGGGGCUGAGCGUGGCCUCGUGCAGCCAGACCAUCGUCUGCGUGCCCAACUGCUCGUGGCGCAGCUACAAGGCCGAGGUGCGCUUCGAGCCGCGCCACAGGCCCCGCCGCUUCACCAGCACCACCAUCAUCUACCCCAAGCACGCCAAGACUGUCUACACCACCACGCUGGACUACAACUGCCGCAAGGCCACGCGCAGGUUCCUCUCCAGCGUGGAGCUGGAGACCUCGGAGUGCCUCGGCGCCGACCGCGGCCUGGACGGCUGCUGACCUGUAUGGCGGCUGAGGGCGGCCCGGGCGGCUGCUGACCGUGGCCUGGACAGCUGCUGAGCCCAGCCUGGAUGGCUGCUGACCAUGGCCAUGACAGCUGCUGACCGUGGCCAUGACAGCUGACCCCAGCCCGGAUGGCUGCUGACCGCGGCCUGCACAGCAGCUGACCCCGGCCUGGACGGCUGCUGACCGCGGCCUGCACAGCGGCUGAGGGCGGCCGCCCCCCUCGCUCCGAUCUGCCCCUCACGUACUGUGCUGACUGCACUUGCUAAAAGCAGGCCCAGCCCCUCUCUCUCAGCUCUUCACUCCUGCUUUUAAGCCUCACGGCGGCCCGAGCGUGGUUUUCUGUGGGAAAAUAACUUAGCGAGGGGCUUGGCUCUUCGCCUCCCGAAAGCCGCGAGUUCCCUCCCCUUCCCCGCUGUAAUCAGGUGAAAAUAACAACGGGAAGUGAUUCCCCCAGAGGAAAAGGUGACAGGUAAGGAGGAGUGUGGGGUAGUGGCUGGUAGGUGGAGAUCCAUUUGGUGAUGUGCAGAAAGUAAGGGCUGUUUGCUCUCUUGCUGAGGAUCCAGCAGGUUGUUUGGUUACAUGUAUUGCUGUCAGCCAUUUCAGUUUAGAUCGUGUUUUCUCCAGAAGAACCAUCCCCUGGAAAUUGCUGGAAAAGGCUAAAUUCUGCAUUUAACACCUAAGAAAAUGUUAACGUGUGGCAUUCACAUUUUGUGUGAAGGUGUAAAUUGAGAAGAAGAGAAGUUCUGAGCAGAGUGGGGGAUGAGCUGCUUCUGCAGCUCCAGGCAGCAGAGACAGGACCGUGUGAUUCCAGUUCUUAGGAUGAUGAGGAACCCUUGUUCUGUGUGACACACGAGUGUUUCUGUGCCUGCAGCAGGGCAUGGAACAGAGAAUACCUGGCCAGAAAUUAUCCCUGUGUUGUUGGAUCUUGGUGAUGCGGAGGUGGAAAACCACAAGUGCCUUGUUUUAGCCCACCCAGGCUGUGUGCACUAAGGAGCUGUAAACCAAAGCAAGAUUCAGAUAAAGUGCUGGACAGAGAGACCCAGAAUGGCCAAGGAGGUGCUGGAUGGGUGUGAGACACUGUUGUGGUGGGGUUGGGAGGAGGUAAAAGUACCGAGGGACAGGCAGGUUUGUGGUGCAUAACAAAAUCCACAGCUGCAGCUCUGCUUCCCAGCUGAGCUUGUCAUGGCACAAAUCCGUGUCCUGGGGAUUGGGGAUGUCACUGGGAUGGGGCAGCCUCUGCCUGUCUCCAGGCUGCUGAAAAACCUCUCCUGAGUGUGUGAUGAGUUUGGGGACCAAAGGGAAUAGCUUCAGAUACUAUGAAAGUCUGUCUGGCUGUUACGUGCGUUCGUUUAUCGUGUGCCUUGAUGAAAAUAAGACAGAGAGGUUUCCUUGUUUUCCCAGAUUUUUUUUUUCUUUCCUGUGUUGACAGAGCGUAGUGUGGAGAGCAUCUGCUUUGGGGAGCGUGGGUUGUGCUGGUUUUUUGUGUGGUGUAAUCUCUCAGAAACACCUGAUAGACCUGUCUGAGCUGGACAUGGCUUUUCCAUGUAUUCCAAAACUCCCCCGAGGUGUGGGUGUGCAACACCAGUCCUGGAGCAGCUUUUAAGGAGGACUUGGCAGUGCACAGCCCCAGGGGUGAGUUUUGUCAGUGGCAGCCUCGGGAGGCUGUUCUUGAGCUGUGCUUAGCGUGUGUUUGUGCAAGUGUGAUGGAUGGUGUGGAAGUGAAUCCCAGGGAACUGAAAGGAGUCGGGAGAUGAAGAGUGCAGCAGGAAGGAAACCUUGAGUUUGUAUGGUUUGGGUUUUUUUUUAUUGUUGUUGUUGGGGUUUUUUACUUAUUUAUUAGCUGAGCAAAGAACAUCCUUCACCUUUGGUACUUGCCUCAGAGAGGCAGCUCCCAAAACAAUCCCAGGAUGAGAGAGGACAUGGCCGGGCAGGCAGCGCUCUGGGGUUAAGAGCAGCGCGGCGUCACCUUAAUCACUUUGGUCUCAGGCUGCAAGAGUGGGGAGAUGUGUCUUAAACAGAUGAUGCAAUUCUGCCCUAAGUGUGCCCCAGGAUGUCCUUGUGGUGUAACAGAAGGCCCAGCUCACCCCACAGCCCGUGGGGUUUCACACUCUGCUCCGGGGGUUGCUCCAUCCCUCGCUCCCCGCAGCUGCUGGUCACAGGAUUCUGGGAGAACACGGACCCUGGAUUGCCCCCACAAAUGCUCUCCCAAGGAAUCCACUUGGAAUACAUCUAAGAGGAGGUUGUUUUAAGUUGUAGCCAUUAGCUGUUCCUAGUUAGAAGCAAAGUAACCCACAAAAUACCCCUCACGCUCCCGUUUUAGGAUAAAGCACCUGAUUUUUAUACAGCAAGCAAACUUAAUGUGUACCUCUUAAGAAUAUUUUAAUUGGUAGAGAUACCUUUUAAAUUAUUUAUGUUCCAACAUUUGCAGAGCUCUGAUUAGCUCUGUGCAAGUGUUCUGGUGUCUGUGAUGUUUCCCACCCCCUACUUCUGAUUUUCAAUUUGUCUUUUACUUUAUUGGUAAUAAAUGAUCUGAAAACCA